This is a messenger RNA of Macrosiphum euphorbiae (potato aphid), 270 nucleotides long. NCBI's taxonomy places the organism in Eukaryota, Metazoa, Arthropoda, Insecta, Hemiptera, Aphididae. The record is from the annotation of a GenBank genome assembly.
AUGAAUACCUCCCAUCAUACUCAAUCCAGAUCAAUGGAAAAAAGUGCUAAAAAAAUCAUGCCCAAGAACAAAAGUGAACAACUUUACUACGCACUACUUUCUCCAACAACUCUUUCCGCCUUCAGGCCUCUGACACUGACAUAUUUUGGGACGUUCAGCGAACCCUUGCCAAACUCAAUAUCAACUUCCACACUUUCUCACUUCCAUCCGAGAGGACCCUCAAAGUUUUGGUGGCAGGCAUUCCAAAUUUCUAAUCUGAAGACGAAGUAA